UAGAGCGGUUUGCGGGGUUAGAGGAUUGUAAAUGUGUUGCCGCCGUCUUCACACAGUCGUGUUGACCUCAGAGCGUGUUAGAGAUUUAUAAUGUGAACAUCAAAGGACACAAAUUUUAUAUAAUUUAAGACGGGAGGGUAAGCUCCGGCAAAAUGUCAUUGGCCCUAUUUGGAAAACACUUGGUUUCCAGGUCGUGGUGCCUGAGAUGGAGCAGUCUUCAGUGCAUGUCCAGAACUUUUUACUGCUCAGGGCACCAGACGCACUCUCCCAUAUUCCUCGCAGCAAAUCAGUAUGGGCAGCUGCCUUCCAGAUGUGCCACGGGUUCUCUUCUCAGAGUCCAGUCAUUCCAUUGUUCUACAAUGAGGCUAAAGAAAAGGCAGCCAGAAGAGCCACCUCCGCGUGAACUAGACUUGGUUCGUUAUGAUAUGAGGGACCUAAAGAAAAGCCCGAAACCUGCACUUUAUCUGGGAUUUUCUGGUCUCAUACCCUUUGUGUCAGCUCCAUUAUUUAUGGCCAUGACAGAGUUGUACCUUCCAGAGGUAGCAUUUGCUCAGGUUGCAUAUGGAGCCUCAAUUCUGUCUUUUCUUGGAGGAGCCCGUUGGGGCUUUGCCUUGCCCGAGGGCAGCCCAGCAAAGCCUGACUGGCUAAACCUAGCCAACAGUGUAGUCCCCUCCCUACUAGCUUGGAUUGCCCUACUUUUUAGUCAAAAUAUUACUCAUUCUGGCAUUAUUGUGAUCAUGGGGCUUGGCAUCUCUCUCCACUAUGACCUGUCUCUUUUGCCUACCUACCCCAGCUGGUUCAAAGCACUGAGGACAAUCCUCACUGUCGUUGCAUUUUUGUCCUUGGUGGGCACUUUGGUUAUUAAGGAAUUGUACCCAGAGAAGAAAUACAUUGCACAAAAAUAAUGUAUGUGGAUUGUCAAUGUGUGAAAUAAUAAAGUAAUGACUAUGUAACAUCGAUAAACAUGUUUUUGGUUAGAAUGUUGUUAGAUCUGUUGUUGCAACAAAAUAAAUAAAAAUGUAAAAGAUUUGAGAAACA
This is a messenger RNA of Astyanax mexicanus (Mexican tetra), 1038 nucleotides long. RefSeq names its product transmembrane protein 69 (gene tmem69). NCBI's taxonomy places the organism in Eukaryota, Metazoa, Chordata, Actinopteri, Characiformes, Acestrorhamphidae. The record is from RefSeq and is a predicted model, not a curated record. The transcript is spliced from 3 exons. The coding region runs from base 153 to 905 and encodes 250 amino acids.